AAAUUACAAUAAGAUAGACAUACAAAUAAUGGUGUGACAUUGAAAUUGAAUACACCGAUUGCCAUAUCUGAAAAUCAGACUGAGAAGUGAAAACAAGAUGGCGUCACACACAAUUGAACUUUUGAAGAAUGAGAUUCCUCUUGAGCAAGAGUCAGUGGUUUUAGCUGAAGACACAGUAAAUGGUCUUGUUCUUGUUGAUAUCAUAAAUGGCUUCUGCACAGUUGGUGCUGGAAAUCUGGCACCAAGAGAGCCCAAUAGACAAAUUUCAGAAAUGAUCAAUGAAUCAACAAGACUAGCUAAGCUUUUCUGUGAGAAGAAGUUGCCAGUUAUGGCUUUCCUUGAUUCUCAUCAGCCUAACAAGCCAGAGGACCCUUAUCCUCCUCACUGUAUUGCUGGGACUCAUGAAUCAAAUCUAGUUUCAGAAUUGAAUUGGCUAGAGAAUGAAACCAAUGUAACAAUCAGACGUAAGGAUUGUUUUGAUGGAUAUGUGGGAUCAAUAGAAGAAGAUGGUUCAAAUGUUUUUGUUGAUUGGGUGAAGAAUAGGAUCAAAACUGUGGUGGUGGUAGGUGUAUGCACAGAUAUAUGUGUUCUGGAUUUUGUAUGCUCCACAAUAUCAGCUAAAAACCAUGGUUUGCUGAAGCCUCUAGAAAAUGUGGUGGUAUAUUCACAUGCUUGUGCUACCUUUAAUUUCCCUCUUGAGAUAGCCACAAAUAUCAAAGGAUCUUUAGCUCAUCCUCAGGAGUUUAUGCAUCAUGUAGGUCUGUAUAUGGCCAAAGAACGUGGAGCCAAGAUAGCAAAAGAAGUGUUGUUUGGUGCAGUAGACAAAGUAUAAACCUGUUGUGAUAAACAAAAUUCUCUAAGAUGCAUAUAUAUUAUGGUUCGGUUGGUCUAAAUAAGUAGCAAAUGGUGGUAGGGGACAUAUCAUCACAUGCAAAAUAUAAGCAGCACCUUCGUCCCUCCGUCGACUGUAUGUACGUCUUGCGGUGGUUCAAUCUUUUAUCUUGUCUAGAGAUUGUACUUGCUUGUUUCUUUUGUAAUGUUUUUCUUCUUGAAGGAACCAAUUGAUUAUGUC
Messenger RNA from Trifolium pratense (red clover), 1072 nucleotides. Its product is annotated as nicotinamidase 1-like. The record is from RefSeq and is a predicted model, not a curated record. Gene Ontology annotation, biological process: pyridine nucleotide salvage. Gene Ontology annotation, molecular function: nicotinamidase activity. The transcript has 5 exons. The coding region runs from base 98 to 832 and encodes 244 amino acids. NCBI's taxonomy places the organism in Eukaryota, Viridiplantae, Streptophyta, Magnoliopsida, Fabales, Fabaceae.